Messenger RNA from Cadophora gregata, 213 nucleotides. RefSeq lists its product as uncharacterized. The record is from RefSeq and is a predicted model, not a curated record. The transcript has 2 exons. NCBI's taxonomy places the organism in Eukaryota, Fungi, Ascomycota, Leotiomycetes, Helotiales, Ploettnerulaceae. The coding region runs from base 1 to 213 and encodes 70 amino acids.
AUGCGACCCAUCCUCUACAUCGCUCUGUUCGCUAGUCUCGCACUGGGACUGCCUACUGAAGUUGAGAAAAAGGAUGAAGCAACCACGCAAACAACAGCCAAAACCUGUGGACCUGGAUUCAGUACGACAUUCUCGCCUUUUACACGUGCUCAAUCCUUCAUCCUCCCCUUCUUCUCGCUCCACUCUCGGGCUCCCAACUUCGCAGUACUCUGA